CGCUCGCCCUGGGGCCGCUCAGGGAGCCGGGAAGCGCUGCCUGGGCACCGCACAGCCGAUGACAUUUUGAGUUCUUCCUCUCUAUACCGGGCUCCACGCCUCCUGUCUUCUUUACCUGAUCCACGGGCCCCCUCAACUUUCCUGUAAGGGAGGCUGUGUUAUCCCGUUUUUCAGAGAGGAGAGGUAGGGCUCAGAGAGGUUUAGUUACUGUCCAAGAUCACACAGCCAGUCAGAGCAGAGCCGGGACACAACCCUGUGUCUCUGGCGGUGGCUCCAUGGACUCGGCUCCUCUGUUCCCCAGGCCCCGCCUCUUCCAGAACCUCCUGCUCUUCCUGUGGGCCCUGCUGAACUGCGGUUUGGGGGUCAGUGCUCAGGGUCCGGGCGAGUGGACCCCGUGGGUGUCCUGGACCCGCUGCUCCAGCUCCUGCGGGCGUGGCGUCUCCGUGCGCAGCCGGCGCUGCCUCCGGCUUCCUGGGGAAGAACCGUGCUGGGGAGACUCCCAUGAGUACCGCCUCUGCCAGUUACCAGACUGCCCCCCAGGGGCUGUGCCCUUCCGAGACCUACAGUGUGCCCUGUACAAUGGCCGCCCUGUCCUGGGCACCCAGAAGACCUACCAGUGGGUGCCCUUCCAUGGGGCGCCCAACCAGUGCGACCUCAACUGCCUGGCUGAGGGGCACGCCUUCUACCACAGCUUCGGCCGCGUCCUGGACGGCACCGCCUGCAGCCCGGGUGCCCAGGGGGUCUGCGUGGCUGGCCGCUGCCUUAGCGCCGGCUGUGAUGGGUUGCUGGGCUCGGGUGCCCUCGAGGACCGCUGCGGCCACUGCGGAGGCGCCAACGACUCGUGCCUUUUCGUGCAGCGCGUGUUUCGUGACGCCGGUGCCUUCGCUGGGUACUGGAACGUGACCCUGAUCCCCGAGGGCGCCAGACACAUCCGCGUGGCGCACCGGAGCCGCAACCACCUGGCGCUGAUGGGGGGCGAUGGGCGCUAUGUGCUUAAUGGGGACUGGGCGGUCAGCCCGCCAGGGACCUACGAGGCGGCCGGCACGCAUGUGGUCUACACCCGCGACACAGGACCCCAGGAGACAUUGCAAGCAGCCGGGCCCACCUCCCACGACCUGCUCCUACAGGUCCUCAUGCAGGAGCCCAACCCUGGCAUCGAGUUUGAGUUCUGGCUCCCUCGGGAGCACUACAGCCCCUUCCAGGCUCGUGUGCAGGCCCUGGGCUGGCCCCUGCGGCAGCCGCAGCCCCGGGGGGUGGAGCCUCAGCCCCCCGCAGCCCCUGCUGUCACCCCUGCACGGACCCCAACCCUGGCCCCAGACCCCUGCCCACCCUGCCCUGACACCCGAGGCCGCGCCCACCGACUGCUCCACUAUUGCGGCAGUGACUUUGUGUUCCAGGCCCGAGUGCUGGGCCGCCACCGCCAGGCCCAGGAGACCCGCUAUGAGGUGCUCAUCCAGCUCGUCUACAAGAGCCGCUCGCCACUGCGGGCACGCGAGUACGUGUGGGCGCCAGGUCACUGCCCCUGCCCGAUGCUGGCACCCCACCGGGACUAUGUGAUGGCUGUCCAGCGUCUUGUCAGCCCCGACGGCACACAGGACCAGCUGCUGCUGCCCCACUCUGGCUACGCCCGGCCCUGGAGCCCUGCAGAGGACAGCCGCAUACGCCUGACUGCCCGGCGCUGUCCUAGCUGAGCCCCUGCAGGAGCCCGGGCCACACACAGCAAGAAACAUACAUCUGACCAGUCUCAACGUCAAUGUAUUUCCCCUCUCACCCUGGCUUCCAGGCAGCUCUGAAAUAUGUCCCACCUGUGCAGCUAUGUGACUCCCUCCCGCACACGCUUAGACACCUCUGCAUGCAGUCAAAGUCACUGUCACAAGCCGGGAGGCACUGGUGAGGAGGCACUAAGGAGACUCUGACUUUUAUUUCGCCUCUCUCCUUGGCUGCCAGGAAGCUCAUAGCUAUUUAUACUCAGAAAGUUUAACGCUGCUUUCAUUCUCUUUGCGUCACACUUGCUUGGAGACACUGUCACGAACGAGCAUGACACCCUGCUGCCCUGGGUACCCGGAAGCUCGUCUGUUUACUUCGCAGACACUGUGCUGUCUCUGCUCUCUGCUACUCACACAGACCCUCAUGUGCGAAGGGCAGAGACACUGUCACAAACAGGCAUGCCCCUUAGAAGACAUGCCUAACCAGGCACUGUAAUGUACCAGCGUACCAAUUUCCCCUUUUCCCCUGGCUACCAGGAAACUCAGAGACAAUCUUUUCAGCCUCAGCAUUUCUGGCUAGAUUUCCGCCCAUCAACACGUGCUCACUCCUCUUUUUUUUUUUUUUUUUGAGGCAAGAGCCUUGCUGUGUCAGCUAGGCUGAAGUGCAGUGGUGCAAUCAUGGCUCACUGCAGCCUCAAAUUCCUGGGCUCAAGCGAUCCUCCCACCUCAACCUCCACAGCAGCUGGAACUACAGGUGUGAAUCACCAUUCCCGGCUAAAUUUUAAACUUUUUGUAGGGAUGGGGUCUAGCUAUGUUGCCCACACUGGUCUCCAACCACUGGCCUCAAACGAUCCUCCUGCCUCGGCCUCCCAAAGCACUGGAAUUUCAGGCAUGCACUAUCGUACUGGCUGUUCACCCUACUUUUAUUCCUCUUUAAUUUUUACAAGCACUUUUUAAAAAA
Messenger RNA from Nomascus leucogenys (northern white-cheeked gibbon), 2667 nucleotides. The record is from RefSeq and is a predicted model, not a curated record. Lineage: Eukaryota; Metazoa; Chordata; Mammalia; Primates; Hylobatidae.